Babesia ovata is the source of this 201-nucleotide messenger RNA. Its product is annotated as 30S ribosomal S14. The coding region runs from base 1 to 201 and encodes 66 amino acids. The record is from RefSeq and is a predicted model, not a curated record. The transcript is spliced from 4 exons. NCBI's taxonomy places the organism in Eukaryota, Apicomplexa, Aconoidasida, Piroplasmida, Babesiidae.
AUGUCUAGAAUGAUGAGACGCAAAUACAAACAUGUAAUCUACAAACACGUCAGAGCAAGGUACAAGCAAUAUAUCAAAGACGCGCGCAAUAUAGCUGAACUCAUGUAUUGGCGCGCUAAGCUCGACUCGUUACCCCGCGAUUCAGCAAAAACAAGAUACAAACGCAUAUGUAUGAUCACAGAUAAGUUUCUAGAGGCAUAG